Brassica napus (rape) is the source of this 1431-nucleotide messenger RNA. RefSeq lists its product as uncharacterized. The coding region runs from base 1 to 1431 and encodes 476 amino acids. Lineage: Eukaryota; Viridiplantae; Streptophyta; Magnoliopsida; Brassicales; Brassicaceae. The record is from RefSeq and is a predicted model, not a curated record. The transcript is spliced from 2 exons.
AUGGAACGAACCAACUUCACCCCAGACGAGAAAGACGCCGGAUACUGUCAGCUCUUCGUAGAAAAUCUCAGCGGACAGGCCCUCAGCUGGUUCUCAAGGCUCGAAUCCGGUUCGAUCGACAGCUACCAACAACUGUCCACGGCUUUCCUUAAACACUACUCGAUAUAUAUCGAGGACGGAGCAACAGAAGCAUAUCUUUACACUCUGUCCCAGGAACGAACCGAAUCCCUCAGAAGCUUCAUCGGAAGAUUCAAAAAGAUCGUGUCUUGUGUCAAAGUACCGGACAAGAUAGCCACAACGGCCUUGAUCAACGCCCUGUGGUACGAAUCGAAGCUGCGCAAAGACCUCAAGAUAAACAAAACACAAACACUCCAAGAUGCGCUUCACAGGUCAAACUUGUUUAUUGAACUAGACGAAGACAAGCAGGCAAUGGCUAAGAAAUACGCAGCAACAAGGACGGUCGUAACCAAAGAUGAACCGAAAGAAGAAUGCCGCGAGUCACGAAGUCGAUCGGAGACAGAACGAAAGAAAGAAGAAGGUGAUCGAAAGGCCCUGAGCUUCCACGUCAGUGACGUGCAGAGACCACCAAAACAAGCCUGGAACAAAUGGUCCCGAGAGAACGAUUUAACAAGGUACUGCGAAUUUCACAAGAGGAACGGGCAUUCAAUGAUGGAAUGCAGGCACUUGCAAGAAUACGUACUUGGGAAGUAUCAAAGAGGCGAAAUCAAACCCCCAGACGGUGAAAGAACCAGGACCGACGAUAACCGAAGGGAUGACCGCCGUAGAAUGCCGCCAAGAAGAGAGCCGAUCCGCAUGGAGCGUGAGGUCAAAAACGAAAACUGCAUAGAGAUGAAAUCUCCAAAAAGAGAGCGCCCAGAAGAACGGCCAGAAGACAACCUCCCACCUCCACCGCGAAGACGAAUCAACAUCAUCAUGAGAGGAACCCCUCAAGCAGCGAGAAUAGCCGUAACCACCGAAGGAUCAGGCGCGCCCAAGGACGACACCACCUACAACCAAAUCAAACAUCCCCCGGUGAAGUUCAGCAACAGAGAUAGCAUAGGACUAGACUCCCCACACAACGACCCCCUGGUCAUCGCGUUAACCAUUACCGAUUUCGAAGUACCUCGAAUCCUGAUAGACACCGGGAGCUCCGUCGACGUAAUUUUCAAAGAUGCCCUAAGGAAGAUGGGCAUAGACGAAAGCCGCAUAAAACCCGAAAGGAGUCCCUUAGUCAGCUUUGCAGGAGACACCACCAUAUCAGAAGGAACAGUCAAAGUCCCAGUGUACGUGAUGUUAAGAUUUUUCAAGGCUCCUAAGGGGAUAAGCCGGGCCGAGUCCCGACCUCCGCCUAAAGAAGAAACGCUCUCGGCAAAGGGCCUAAAAACCCCAACCCGACAGCAAAGCCAAGGCCAGACUCGCACGGGUCGGUGA